AUGUGGUUGGUGUGGAUUGGAGGACUUCUGAGCUGCCUUAUAGAGGCACAUGGUGCACAGGUAUGCUAUGAAAACCUUGGCUGCUUCUCUAAUGACAUGCCAUGGAGUGGCACUAUUGAGAGACCCAUCUCACGCUUACCAUGGAGCCCCGAAAAAAUCAACGCCCGCUUCCUUCUCUUUACACGCGAAAACCUAAAUGUCUACCAGGAAAUCAAAACAGAUAAAGAUGUCAUUGCAGCAUCCCAAUAUAAACCAACCAGAAAAACCCGUUUUAUAAUCCAUGGAUUCAUUGACAAAGGAGAUGAGAACUGGCUUCUUGACAUGUGUCAGCUCAUGCUGCAGGUUGAGGACAUAAACUGUAUCUGUGUGGAUUGGAAAACUGGGGCACGAACACUCUACACACAGGCAGCCAAUAACAUUCGAGUGGUUGGAGCUCAGGUGGCUUAUAUGAUUUCUGUCUUUAAGGAGAGUUUCCAGCAGAAGCCUCAUGUCCAUGUUAUUGGGCACAGUUUGGGUGCCCAUUGUGCAGCAGAGGCUGGCCAAAGGACGCCAGGACUUGGCAGGAUUACAGGCUUGGACCCAGCUGAACCCUAUUUCCAGGGUUGUCCUGCUAUAGUACGACUAGACCCCACCGAUGCUCAGUUUGUUGAUGUUAUUCACACAGACGGUCUUCCAGUGAUCCCCAACCUUGGCUUUGGAAUGUUUCAAGCUGUUGGGCACAUUGACUUUUACCCAAACGGAGGAGAGCAUAUGCCUGGCUGUGACAAGAACAUAAUCUCACAAAUUGUGGACAUAGAUGGAAUUUGGGAAGGCACCCGUGACUUUGUUGCCUGCAACCACCUGAGAUCCUACAAGUACUACAGUGACAGCAUUCUAACUCCUCAAGGAUUUAUGGGAUAUCCCUGCUCUAACGACGACAUGUUUGAGUCUGGACAUUGUUUCCCAUGUGCUAACAGUGCAUGUGCUAUCAUGGGUCACUAUGCUGACACAUUCCAAGUGCCCAAUGGAGUAGAGAAAAUGAAGUUCUACCUGAACACGGGUGAUGCUCGGCCCUUCUCACGUUAUCGCUAUAAAGUGACAAUUACCAUUGAUGGCUCUCGAACCAACAUGGGAUACUUCCUUGUGGCAUUGUAUGGUGCAACUGAAAAUACUCGCCAAUACCAGAUUCACAGUGGCAUUCUGAAGCCUGGAAAAACCUAUCAACUCCUUAUUGAUGUUGAAAAAGAUGUGGGUGAUCUGACACAUGUGAAGUUUCUCUGGAACAACAAUGUACUCAACCCAUUGCUGCCCAAGUUCGGUGCCACAAAAAUAACUGUGCAGAGAGGAAAGGACCGGAGAGCGUUCACAUUCUGUGGGUAUGAAAAGGUUCGAGAGAAUGUCCUUCAGACACUGUCUCCCUGCUAAUGAUGUUCAUAUGAGAUAUUUCAAUAAAG
This is a messenger RNA of Electrophorus electricus (electric eel), 1433 nucleotides long. RefSeq names its product pancreatic triacylglycerol lipase-like. Lineage: Eukaryota; Metazoa; Chordata; Actinopteri; Gymnotiformes; Gymnotidae. The record is from RefSeq and is a predicted model, not a curated record. Gene Ontology annotation, molecular function: protein binding; lipoprotein lipase activity. Gene Ontology annotation, biological process: lipid catabolic process.